Notechis scutatus (mainland tiger snake) is the source of this 1488-nucleotide messenger RNA. Lineage: Eukaryota; Metazoa; Chordata; Lepidosauria; Squamata; Elapidae. The record is from RefSeq and is a predicted model, not a curated record.
GAGUAUCUAAUUAAAGAAGGAAAUCUGAGCCGAGGAGCUGUAGAUAUGAUUGGAAAGUUACUGAAUGAAGAUUCUAGCUAUUACCUGUCUUUUAUUGAGAGCCUGAAAAGUGAUGAUCUCUUCUCUUACGAAAAAAGAUUUGAUGAAAUUGUUGGUGGAUUUGAUCAAUUGCCUAUAUCCAUGUAUCAAGCCAUUGCGGAAAUGGUGCAUUUAAAUGCUCAAGUAAUCAAGAUACAACAUAAUGCUGAGGAAGUCAGAGUGGCAUAUCAAACUCCAGCAAAGACCUUGUCAUAUGUGACAGCCGAUUAUGUCAUUGUAUGCUCCACAUCAAGGGCCGCCCGUCGCAUCUAUUUUGAACCUCCCCUUCCACCAAAGAAAGCACACGCUUUGCGGUCUAUCCACUACAGAAGUGGCACCAAGAUCUUCCUCACUUGCACUAGGAAGUUUUGGGAGGCUGAUGGCAUUCAUGGUGGGAAGUCCACAACUGAUCUUCCAUCUCGAUUCAUCUACUACCCUAACCAUAACUUUACUAGUGGCGUUGGAGUUAUUGUGGCCUAUACCCUUGCUGAUGAUGCCGAUUUCUUUCAAGCUCUUGAUAUCAAGACCAGUGCUGAUAUUGUCAUUAAUGACCUUUCACUCAUCCAUCAGCUGCCCAAGGAAGAGAUCCAGGCCCUCUGCUACCCCUCAAUGAUUAAAAAAUGGAGCCUGGAUAAAUAUGCUAUGGGUGCUAUAACCUCUUUCACUCCUUACCAGUUUCAAGAUUUUAUUGAAACAGUCGCUGCACCUGUAGGCAGAAUCUACUUUGCAGGGGAGUACACUGCCAGAGUUCAUGGUUGGUUGGACAACACAAUUAAGUCAGGGCUGACAGCAGCAAGAGAUGUGAAUCGUGCUUCUCAGAAGCCAUCAAGAAUCCAGCUGAUCAGUGACAAUCAACUUCAAGAAGGAGGUCAACACAAGGAGAAUUAUAAACAGCCACUUUCCCCAUUCUGGCAACUUCUAGGUUUUUCAGACUAAAAUUUCCAAAAUACCAACUGGGAAUUCUAGAAGCUGUAGUCCCAGGAGUUUGGAGCUAGAAGGAAUUGGGGGAAGUAAGCUGAUUUGGCCUAACUAAAUUAUCAAAUUAUAUCAGCCAAAACAUGUCAAACUAAGAGCAUUUUAGGGGAAACAAAAAUAAACCACAGAAUGAAAAGGAUUACUAGCAUGUCACCCCAAUUUGGAAAGGAAAUCCUCGCAGGAAAAUCUAUAUAUACUACGAAAACUCUCAUUUCUGUAACCUUUAACUGGGCGAAACAGUGCAUUAUAGGGCAAGAAUUUUUGAACCAAAAAUACCUCUAGUGGGCUAACUUACAAAAUGCAUCCAAAAUCCAGAACCCAUGAUUCUCCUGGAAGUAAAAUUUGGCAAAUUUUAUGAAACAUUUUAUGAAAUGAUACAGUUUCCUGCUUGAGUGGGAGGUUAUAUUAGAAGACCUCUAAAGUCCCUUCCAACUC